ACGGUUGCGCCCCGAAAGUGGAAAGUCGUGGACGACACAAACACUCGUCCGGUUUUGGAGGAGAAGAACACCAUACAUACACACACUCACACACGCACGAACGGUGUACUCCGCGGUGUCGUCAUCCGGUCGUCUCUCGAGUGUGUGUAGUGUGCGGUCUUGUUUUUCCAGCUUAAUCCGUCAUCGCCUUGCGCACCGAGUAGUGCGCAAGUGUAUUGUGGUAGGAAAAGUGCAACAGCAUCAUCAUCAUCACCAUCAUCGUUAGCGCGAGUCACGAGUGGAAGUUGCAAUCGUUUGGGAAAAUUACCAUUCUCUAGUGUGCGGCUUGCGUGUGUGCGUAUAGGUGCGUGUCUGUUAAAUAAUCUCCCACGGCAUCAGCAGGCUUGUGGUGGGCAGAGCAGCGUAGUGUAAUCGAAUAAUCGGCAUUGAGGAGAUAGUAGUGUGAUGAAGUGAUAGAGGCCGGACGGCAGCGCCAGAAGUUAAGUCGGUGCGCGCGCGCGGCGGGGUUUAAUAAUUGACUCGCGUGAAAAGCAGCAGUGUGUGGGUGUGUGCGUGUGCUAAAGUGUGUUUGUGAGUGUGUAUGUGCGAGUUCGCAUCCGCUCGGCUGCAUCCAGUGUCCGGAGGAGGGUAACAAGUGCACCAGUCCAACUAAAAGUGAGACCGAGAGUUUAUGCUUGGCAAUAUAGAGAAUCCGACGAUUACUAGAUUAAGCGCCAUUACGCGCUUUUUGGAGGGUGAGCAUCAUCAUCCCCUGUUGCUAUAAAACACACAUACCACUAGCGGGUGGUGUACAGUGCGUGUGUGCCGUGUGUUUUUUUUUCUCAUUCCAUCUUACUCGUGAAAUAGUGAAGUUUUGUGGAGGCAAUUGAGCGCCAGCAAACGGGCUUUAAUUGAUCCGUGGUUCCUCGCUAAGGCUUAUGCUGCAUUUGUGUGAGUGUGUGCGGGGGGGAUAAGUGAGUGCGUGCGUGCCCCAAGUAGAUCAUCAUCAUCGGCCAGUGUUUGUCUGGAGAAGAUCGUAGUCAGUCGGAGCCAAAGCAAACACCAUUCAAGUGAGCGAGAAAAAGAAAGCGUGCUUGAGCAGUGAAAGAGAGAAAGAGAGUGGCAGAUAUUUUUGGCACGGGAAAGAACGAGCCAGGUAGCCUGUUUAAGUGACGGCAACGAGCGUGCGAAUAUCGACACAACCAGAAUGAACGAAAUCGAAGCACUGCGCCAGGAGGCAGAAACGCUGAAGAAUGCGAUCCGGGACGCACGGAAAGCGGUCUGCGACACGUCGAUCCUGCAGGCCACCGCACAGCUGGAACCAGUCGGAAGGAUUCAGCUCCGCACGAGGCGUACCCUUCGUGGGCAUUUAGCAAAGAUCUACGCCAUGCACUGGGGCAACGAUUCCCGGUAUCUAGUGUCGGCGUCUCAGGAUGGUAAGCUGAUCGUGUGGGACUCGCACACCACCAACAAGGUGCACGCGAUCCCGCUCCGUUCAUCCUGGGUGAUGACGUGUGCGUAUGCACCGUCCGGCAAUUAUGUGGCGUGCGGCGGGCUGGACAACAUCUGCUCGAUCUACAAUCUGAAGACGCGCGAGGGCAAUGUGCGCAUCGCGCGAGAGCUGGGUGGUCAUACGGGGUAUCUGUCCUGCUGCCGCUUCCUAGACGAUAACCAAAUCGUGACGAGCUCGGGCGAUAUGUCCUGUGCGCUGUGGGACAUCGAGACCGGCCAGCAGACGACAUCAUUCCAGGGCCAUACAGGUGACGUGAUGGCACUGUCGUUGGCACCGCAGGGCAAAACGUUCGUGUCCGGUGCGUGCGAUGCGAAAGCGAAGCUGUGGGACAUCCGUGAGGGCCAGUGCAAGCAAACAUUCCCGGGCCACGAGAGUGACAUCAAUGCGGUGGCAUUCUUCCCCAAUGGGUUCGCGUUUGCGACGGGCUCGGACGAUGCCACCUGUCGGCUGUUUGACAUCCGGGCGGAUCAGGAGUUGGCGAUGUACUCGCACGACAACAUCAUCUGCGGCAUUACGUCCGUGGCGUUCUCGAAGUCGGGCCGACUGCUGCUGGCAGGGUACGAUGACUUCAACUGCAACGUCUGGGACACGAUGAAGGCGGAACGAGCGGGCAUACUGGCGGGACACGAUAAUCGGGUGUCGUGUUUAGGGGUGACAGAAAAUGGUAUGGCUGUGGCGACCGGCUCCUGGGACUCGUUCCUGCGCGUGUGGAACUAAAGGCAGUGGGGUGGUUCGAGCUAAGUGAGCGGGGCGGCAUACAACACAGCAGGAGAGGUUGUCGUGUUCAUCGUUGCCGUCACUUCGGUAAAACCGUUCCUUUAAAGGAUUUUUCUUAUCGCCCGUUUGUUUUCACAUACCCCCGAUUCCCUUUUCCUGCCCAUCUGUCCGCUUUGUACGAUAUAAUUUUCCUUAAGAAUUACACGUUAACUGCUGUUUGCAUGCGCAACUCAAACAUCCAGUAGCACCAGCGCGCCGUGUAGCUUGCGCUAGCGAACGAUAGAUGGCGCCACUUCGUGUCGAUGCGAUCGAUGUUGAAGAAAAAAUGCAUCUAUUUCUUGUGGAGGCAGACGAGUCGAACACGGUUUCGCGGAGUAUGUCGAAGUGUUUUGCAUUAAAUUUACAAACUUCAAAUACAUCGGGAGUAUGAGUGGUUGUUGCAGUUAUGGUACAGGCAGAGGAAUUCUUCGCACACACAUAGAACACCAUAACCAAAACCUUGCCGUUAAGAUGGUAAGGAGUUUUAAAUUGGCAUAAUAAGCUGAAAGUUUUAUGCAAUUGCACCUGUAUUAUCCCGAACUAUGCUGGUUGUAUUUUGUUUAUUCUAAUUUUUCGCUUUUUGUUUGACUCUCAUUUACUUUUUGUUUUUUGCUGAUGCUUUUUCAAACGCCGGGGCGCGAAUGUCUCACGUUAACACGUUAAGGAAGGGAGCGUAUGUGUGCACUUAGCUGAUGUGCACUGAUGCGUUAAAGUCCGCAUCCUAAGUACAUGUACGUUGUGUUUUUAGGUUAGCAUUUAAGUUUUAUUUGUCAUCUGCCCUUCUUCGGGCGCUUCGUCGGGUUCAUACGCGCGCGUGGUUGUGUGUAGAGUAUGAAACUCGAUUAGAAAAAAAAAGUGGCCACCAUUGCCGCUGGGGUGGUGCGUCGAAAAUCAAAGAAACAAACGAAAAAAAAAAAAAAAACCGUAAAAAGGCGCCCACAUAAACCCGCCCGGCUUUAUGAACAUCGAUUGGCAUAGACUAUUAUUAUAAUUAUUACACACUAAAGAAGAAGGAAAUUUGUUAAUCUAUAGGAGAGAGAAACAGCGGUUCGAGGGUGUGCAGUAGUAGUUUCUUGUGGCAACUAAAACACGAUAUAUUUAUGAUGUAAAAGUAUCAGGUGAAUGAAAAACGUUUGGUUAGUAAAGAUAGCAAAGCAAUUACACAACAUAAAUGUAGGAUCUCCAGGAUGGGGUUUUGGAACGAUGCGACCCUGAACGGGGUAAACAAAUGCGUUCAGUAAAUCGUAGGGAACAAUCGAACCCUAGAGGCACCAAUGUUUGAAGUUCAUCCUUCAGCAAUAAACUUUGCGUUAUUUAAUACGAGAUACGCGUCCACAAAUCCCAAAACGAGGAUGUGCAACAACUCAUCCGAGAUGAAGGGCAGUGUACGGUGAGCGUUAGUUUUACCAGCAAAUGCAGAUAGUAAUGCAAAUUCAAAUGGUUGUUAGUUGUGGCGGAAAGGAAAUGGGGGCACCCAGAAAGCACCUGUCGUUAACGAAUGCCGGAACCACGUAGAACACAAACACACAACACGCCACAGAAUGCUUUAAGUAGUAGUUUACCGACCAAAAACAAAACCCCAUCUUGUGCACUAGCCAAAUUCCACACAUUCAAGAUGGUGUCUGCAUCGUUCGAAGCGGAAUUUGUAACGAUGUUUGCGGAUGUUUAUCGUAAGCUCAUUGGCGGAUUUCUUGUUAUGUGCAAAUCGUCUAAAUUCAUGAAUAAAGUCUCAUAUGUGUAUAUCUAUGACCAUA
This is a messenger RNA of Anopheles stephensi (Asian malaria mosquito), 4002 nucleotides long. It is a transcript of the gene Gbeta13F, whose product is annotated as guanine nucleotide-binding protein subunit beta-1. Gene Ontology annotation, molecular function: protein binding; signaling receptor complex adaptor activity. Gene Ontology annotation, cellular component: heterotrimeric G-protein complex; cytoplasm. Gene Ontology annotation, biological process: G protein-coupled receptor signaling pathway. The record is from RefSeq and is a predicted model, not a curated record. NCBI's taxonomy places the organism in Eukaryota, Metazoa, Arthropoda, Insecta, Diptera, Culicidae. The transcript has 3 exons. Bases 1187 to 2209 code for a protein of 340 amino acids.